This is a messenger RNA of Bufo gargarizans (Asiatic toad), 1107 nucleotides long. RefSeq names its product G-protein coupled receptor 54-like. The coding region runs from base 1 to 1107 and encodes 368 amino acids. Gene Ontology annotation, biological process: neuropeptide signaling pathway. Lineage: Eukaryota; Metazoa; Chordata; Amphibia; Anura; Bufonidae. Gene Ontology annotation, cellular component: membrane. The transcript is spliced from 5 exons. The record is from RefSeq and is a predicted model, not a curated record. Gene Ontology annotation, molecular function: G protein-coupled peptide receptor activity.
AUGAAAGGAGCUACAGAAACCCCACUCCAUCUUAGCUGUAUGUCUACUGCAGGAGAACAUUUAUCAAUGCACUCAUGCUUUAAUGACUCUGUGGAGAGUCCCCAAAAUGACUCUAUUGCUCAAUCUAAUAGAACAUUGUAUGACCUAGAACAGACACCCCCUUUCCUGGUCGACGCCUGGUUGGUCCCUCUUUUUUUUGCUCUCAUCAUGCUGGUGGGACUUGUUGGCAACUCACUGGUCAUUUAUGUUAUCACCAAGCACAAACAGAUGAGGACUGUGACUAACUUCUACAUUGCAAAUCUUGCCACGACAGAUAUAACUUUCCUGGUAUGUUGUGUCCCUUUUACUGCAACACUUUAUCCGCUCCCCAGCUGGAUCUUUGGAGACAUCAUGUGCAAAGGAGUGAACUAUUUACAACAGGUUACAGCCCAGGCAACCUGUAUAACCCUUACAGCAAUGAGUGUUGACCGCUGCUAUGUGACAGUAUACCCACUGCAAUCUUUGCGUCAUCGCACACCUCGCUUAGCCAUGGCUGUCAGUCUGGGCAUUUGGAUAGGCUCCUUUGUUUUAUCCAUUCCUUGCGCAAUGUACCAAAAACUGAGUACUGGGUACUGGUACGGACCACAGACCUACUGCAUAGAAGCCUUUCCAACCACUGCACAUCAAAAAGCAUUCAUCUUAUAUACAUUUUUAGCAGUAUACCUCUUGCCACUGCUAACGAUUAGUGUAUGCUAUGCUUUCAUGCUGAAAAGGAUAAGCAGACCUGUUGUGGAGCCCAUUGACAAUAACUAUCAGGUUCAGCUCUUGGCAGAGAGAUCUGAGGCAGUACGAGCAAAGAUAUCCAAGAUGGUUGUGGUGAUAGUUCUACUCUUCACUAUCUGUUGGGGACCCAUCCAGCUCUUCAUUUUGUUUCAAGCCUUUGAUUCAAAUUUUCAGAAAAGCUAUGAAACCUACAAGCUGAAAAUUUUUGCACAUUGUAUGUGUUAUUCCAAUUCCUCUGUCAAUCCUAUUGUGUAUGCUUUCAUGGGGGCCAACUUCAGAAAGUCUUUUAAGAAAGCAUUUCCUUUUAUAUUCAAGCCAAAGGUUGGAGGAUUAGGAGGAGGAUGA